CUUUGAGCCUGAACCGACGGUGAACUUGGGCGCCACGUUCCGGGUGACCGGCCCCCGAGGAUGGUGAACGCGAGCUGCUGACCCUGCCUCAGCCGCUGCUUCUCGGGGGCUGCCGAGACAGGGGCCCCCUGUCUCCUCCCCUUGCCCGGCAGUGGGUGAACCUGCACGCUUCUUACCCACCCUGAGGACUUUUUUUUGAAAGGAGGGAGGGAGGGAGAGGGAAAGAGGGAGAAAGCGAAGGGGAGCUCGUCCAUCCAUUGAAGCACAGUUCACUAUGAUCUUACUCACAUUCAGCACUGGAAGACGGUUGGAUUUCGUGCAUCAUUCAGGGGUGUUUUUCUUGCAAACCUUGCUUUGGAUUUUAUGUGCUACAGUCUGCGAAACGGAGCAGUAUUUCAAUGUGGAGGUUUGGUUACAAAAGUACGGCUACCUUCCACCGACUGACCCCAGAAUGUCUGUGCUGCGCUCUGCAGAGACCAUGCAGUCAGCCCUAGCUGCUAUGCAGCAGUUCUAUGGCAUUAACAUGACAGGAAAAGUGGACAGAAACACAAUUGACUGGAUGAAGAAGCCUCGAUGUGGUGUACCUGACCAAACAAGAGGUAGCUCCAAAUUUAAUAUUCGUCGAAAACGAUAUGCAUUAACAGGACAAAAGUGGCAGCACAAGCACAUCACUUAUAGUAUAAAGAACGUAACUCCAAAAGUAGGAGACCCUGAAACCCGUAAAGCUAUUCGCCGUGCCUUUGAUGUGUGGCAGAAUGUAACUCCUCUUACAUUUGAAGAAGUUCCCUACAGUGAAUUAGAAAAUGGCAAGCGUGAUGUGGAUAUAACUAUCAUUUUUGCAUCUGGAUUUCAUGGAGACAGUUCUCCCUUUGAUGGAGAGGGAGGAUUUUUGGCACAUGCUUAUUUUCCUGGACCAGGAAUUGGGGGAGAUACUCAUUUUGAUUCAGAUGAACCAUGGACUUUAGGGAAUCCUAAUCAUGAUGGAAAUGACUUAUUUCUUGUAGCAGUUCACGAACUGGGACAUGCUCUGGGAUUGGAGCAUUCCAAUGACCCCACAGCCAUCAUGGCUCCAUUUUACCAGUACAUGGAAACUGACAACUUCAAACUACCUAAUGAUGACUUGCAGGGCAUCCAGAAGAUAUAUGGUCCACCUGACAAGAUUCCUCCACCUACAAGACCUCUACCAACAGUGCCCCCACACCGCUCUAUUCCUCCGGCUGACCCAAGGAAGAACGACAGGCCAAAACCUCCACGGCCUCCCACCGGCAGACCUUCCUAUCCUGGAGCCAAACCCAACAUCUGUGAUGGGAACUUUAACACUCUAGCUAUUCUUCGCCGUGAGAUGUUUGUUUUCAAGGACCAGUGGUUUUGGCGGGUGAGAAACAACAGGGUGAUGGAUGGAUACCCCAUGCAAAUUACUUACUUCUGGAGGGGGCUGCCUCCAAGUAUUGAUGCAGUGUAUGAAAACAGUGACGGGAAUUUUGUUUUCUUUAAAGGUAACAAAUAUUGGGUGUUUAAAGACACUACUCUUCAACCUGGUUAUCCACAUGACUUGAUUACUCUUGGAAGUGGAAUCCCCCCUCAUGGUAUUGAUUCAGCCAUCUGGUGGGAGGAUGUUGGCAAAACCUAUUUCUUCAAAGGAGACAGGUACUGGAGAUAUAGUGAAGAAAUGAAAACCAUGGAUCCUGGCUAUCCCAAACCAAUCACAGUCUGGAAAGGUAUCCCUGAAUCUCCACAGGGAGCCUUUGUCCACAAAGAAAAUGGCUUUACGUAUUUCUACAAAGGAAAGGAAUAUUGGAAAUUCAACAACCAAAUACUCAAAGUAGAACCUGGAUAUCCCAGAUCCAUCCUUAAGGAUUUUAUGGGCUGUGAUGGACCAACAGACAGAAAUAAAGAAGGACACAGCCCACCAGAUGAUGUAGACAUUGUCAUCAAACUGGACAACACAGCCAGCACUGUGAAAGCCAUAGCUAUUGUCAUUCCCUGCAUCUUGGCCUUAUGCCUCCUUGUAUUGGUUUACACUGUGUUCCAGUUCAAGAGGAAAGGAACACCCCGCCACAUACUGUACUGCAAACGCUCUAUGCAAGAGUGGGUGUGAUGUAGGGUUUGUUUUUUUCUUUUCCUUUCUUUUCCAGGAGUUUGUGGUAACUUGAGAUUCAAGACAGGAGCUGUUAUUGCUGUUUCCUAGCUAGGAGCAGGCUUGUGGCAGCCUGAUUUGGGCUGACCUUUCAAACCAGAGGGUCGCUGGUCCUGCACAUGAGUGGAAAUCCACUCAUGGGGAAGCUUCCAUGAUG
Messenger RNA from Chrysochloris asiatica (Cape golden mole), 2294 nucleotides. It is a transcript of the gene MMP16, whose product is annotated as matrix metallopeptidase 16 (membrane-inserted). Gene Ontology annotation, cellular component: extracellular matrix. Gene Ontology annotation, molecular function: metalloendopeptidase activity; zinc ion binding. Gene Ontology annotation, biological process: proteolysis; skeletal system development; extracellular matrix organization. The record is from RefSeq and is a predicted model, not a curated record. The coding region runs from base 275 to 2098 and encodes 607 amino acids. Lineage: Eukaryota; Metazoa; Chordata; Mammalia; Afrosoricida; Chrysochloridae. The transcript has 10 exons.